CUUCCACGUCUCAACCCUUUGUUGCAGGAUCUUAUGGUUCUCCGUGACAGCUGCUACCUGCCAAACAAAAACUCCGAAGCCGCCCACCCCAUGAGCGGGCAUCGAAACGCGAGGAGGCGAUGUGGGGAGUCGCACCUGGAACCCCCCGCCGGCUGCGGCCACGGGCCCGCCGCUGGGUGCGUGCUAAGCAAACUGGUGCAGCUGCCCACGCCUCCCUUGUCCAAGCACCAGCUGAAACGGUUGGAAGAACACAAAUACCAGAGCGCUGGACGGUCCCUGCUUGAACCCCUCAUGCAAGGGUACUGGGAAUGGUUAGUUGGGAGAGUUCCUGCCUGGAUCGCCCCCAAUCUCAUCACCAUCAUUGGACUGUUAAUAAAUAUAUUCACAACUCUGCUAUUGGUAUAUUACUGCCCGACAGCCACAGAGCAGGCACCUCCCUGGGCAUAUAUUGCUUGUGCAUGUGGCCUUUUCAUCUACCAGUCUCUGGAUGCUAUAGAUGGAAAACAAGCAAGAAGGACAAAUAGCAGUACUCCGUUAGGAGAACUUUUUGAUCAUGGCUGUGAUUCACUUUCCACAGUCUUUGUGGUUUUGGGAACUUGUAUUGCUGUGCAGCUGGGAACCAACCCUGACUGGAUGUUCUUUUGUUGUUUUGCUGGAACAUUCAUGUUUUACUGCGCGCACUGGCAGACGUACGUCUCUGGAACGCUGCGCUUUGGCAUGUAAGUACCUGGGCUGAAAAUAAAACUGAAAGUUAGGCUGCUUUCCUGUCUGCUUGCACUUUGC
This is a messenger RNA of Tauraco erythrolophus (red-crested turaco), 783 nucleotides long. The record is from RefSeq and is a predicted model, not a curated record. NCBI's taxonomy places the organism in Eukaryota, Metazoa, Chordata, Aves, Musophagiformes, Musophagidae.